GUGCGUCCGGUAGAGCCGUAAACUAGUUUGACAUUUCGCUAAGAUUAGUGAAGUGAACAACACACGUCUACGCUUAUGUUUUUACACGAGUCCGGUCGGAGGAAUGAACGAGAUUUUAGGUGUGGGUCUUAAAAUGGGAUUGUUUUUGCACGUUGUAGCUGUCAGCCCCUCCGACGCGACAUUAGACGAGAGCCUACUGCACUGUGAGGGGCUGAACAACCAGAGCUACGUCUGUGAGUCAGGACACUGCUGCGGGGAGUCACAGUGCUGCAGUUACUACUAUGAACUCUGGUGGUUCUGGCUGGUGUGGGUCAUCAUCUUCAUCCUGAGCUGCUGCUGCGUGUGUCACCACCGGCGCACCAAGCACCGGCUGCAGCAGCAGCAGCGCCAGCACGAGAUCAACCUCAUCGCCUACCGCGAGGCGCACAACUACACCUCCCUUCCGUUCUACUUCAGGUUUCUUCCAAAUUCCCUCCUACCUGACUACGAGGAGGUGGUGAACCGCCCUCCAACCCCUCCCCCUCCCUACAGUGUCUUCCAUACAGUCAGCCCCAUGCCCACGGACCCACAGGACGGCCUGGGACUGGGACACUGCCCGAGCAUCCAGACCACUCCGGUCCCCCCAGUGUCCGACACCCUUUGCUCCAGGCGGAGCCUGGAAGAGCCCCACUGCAUUGGGGCUCCCACCAUUGGCUACAACAGACACAAGGCAGACAAUAAGCCUCAGGAGCCCCAGGAUGGUGGACCAGGGCAAGGGCCCCAGGAGGCCUCUACAGAGGAGCCUAGAGGUCCAGAGAAGAGUUGCAAGGAGCCCCUGUUACUCGGGGACCUAGGGGGGCCCGAGAGCGGUGCCCAGGAGGACAAAGAUAAUAGGGGGGCCCUUGGGCGGCGGCGCCGUUUCACGGGUGACUCUGGUAUCGAGGUGUGCGUAUGUGACCGUGGUGGUAGUACAAGUAUUGGAAGCCAGGAGGGCAAGGAGCUGAGGGAGAAGGAUAGCCUAAUGGGGGAGAAGGUUGAGGAGCAGGAAGGAGGAGACUUCUGCGACGGGUGCGGUCACUCCGCUCCGGGAGUAGAAGAGGAGCUAGCCCUGGAUGGACCCGAAAGUAGGUCGGAGUGCGGGUCGGCGACAGGAUCCACCUCCCUGCCACCACCCGCCAUGACACAACCCACCCAGCCCCCGAUGUGCCUGCUCCUCCACACCAUCAACGAGCUUGAGGGACCCCUCACCAUGGCAACAGCACAGAACCCCAGGGCUGAGCUACGCUAAGCUAAAGCACAUCUUCACCGAGGAGGGAGAGAGAACCAGGAGUGGGAGUCAAGGUGUGUGUGACUGUCUGAGAUUGUGUGUGUGUGUGUGUGUGUGUGACGAGUAGGAAGUUGUAUUUUAUCCCAGAGUCUGGACUUAAAAGCCUGAUGUUGAUAGCUAAAGCCCCUUUGGCAUACUGUAAUGGUGGCCUUAACUGCAAUGUACAAGGAGACCGGAGGAGAGGUUUAGCCUAUCACCAACCUACCUACAGACUGCAUAAAUCUCCUCCUUUGUCUGCCUUUGCCAAGAGGAGGCCAAAGGAGAUCGUGUAAAGACUUAUGCAAGCUGGAGGAGAUUGAUAGUCUGGUCAGUGCAUGCUGACCUGACGUUUGGUGCGACCAGUAUAGUGUAAGUACACACUGGUGCAACUCUAGCCUGGUCCCAGAUCAGUUUGUGCUGUCUUGCCAACUCCUAUGCUCAGUGUACCAAGCUACCGGAAAUCAUUGCAGCUACUUCCUGUGUCUGUUCACAGGAAGUAACAUCCUGGACAAAUACACUGAAGCGGUACAGGAACAUUGUCAAGCAGUGCAGUGUGGAUCGUCAUGGCGACGAUGUGUGCUUAUGUAAUGUGAUAGUCCCAGUCGGUAUGAAAUAGAACGUGGUGGCCCUGCCUGCCUGUGGGGAAAACAACACAUGGUUACUUUGGUUACCUCGUUGGCUCACAGCAAAAACUUGACCUUUUUCCAAAAGCAAUUUUCUUGUCUGCUUGUUUUAGUCAAUUACAAAACUACAUUUAAGAAAAGUACAACAUGUGUAAAGAUUACUAUUCAACUUUUGCUGCUCCUGAGUGUUCUCACUACUUAGAAAAAUGUAAUGUUGUCAGGGCUCCCCUCGUUUUCAUGACGGCAUUAAUGUUAACCACGUGAGUGACUGCGUGCUAGCCAGCUACCGACCAGAACAGGACUCUCCAACCCUAUUCCUGGAGAGCUACCCUCCUGUAGGUUUUCACUCGCAAACCCAGUUGUAACUAAUCUGAUUCAGUUUAUCAACAGCUCAUUUUUAGAAUCAGGUGUGCUAGAUUAGGGUUGGAGUGAACCUACAGGACGGUAGCUCUGCAGGAGCAGGGUUGGAGAGCCCUGAACCAGAACAUUAAGCUAGCCAACACAAACGGACGAGCUAUAAAGCUACAAGUAGUGAGUGGAGUUCCAAACAGACUGUACUAAUCAAGUUAAAUGUCUUAUCUGUGAUAAAAUAUCUUCCACACACACGUAGCUAAAGUGUAGCCUCCUUUGACACCGGGUCCCUGAAGCCACAGGGCCGCUGGCUCCAUUUCCCUAAGUGGGAGCAUCGCGAACCGUAGGUUGAAAUUUUUGACCUACAUUACAUUUGUAUAACAAAAAAUGUACUACGAAGUUGGCUCUUUUACAGUCGGGGUCAAUGGGGGAAAGAAUGUUUGUUUUCCCCCGUUGGUGGGCGUUGUCGAGGGCAGUUAAUUGUUAUGACAUGAAUACUGACUCAGACUAAUACUGUACAGGAAGAGCCUGACACUAAACACUGUGUGUGAAUGUUACUGUUCCACAUAAGACCUUUAGCCUUAUGUUUUUUACUCUCCUCCAACCCUGUUGUCACAGGGACCCAAGUGCAUUAACACAUUUUGUGUGACACAAUCAUUUUAUUUUGCACAUGAAUAUAUGUAACUAAUAAUGGAGACAAAGAAAUUAAUCAAACAUUAAAAAACGUAUCUGUGAAUCCUGUCUUUUCUUUUUUUUUUUUUGAAAUUGAAUCAGUUACUAUUUGUUUUGUAAAGGAGGGUUUUCUAAUGUGUCGUUGAGAUUAAUUCCACAUGGGUAAAAAACAAAAACAACGCUUCCCACACAGUAUGGGCCUCUAUCGGAGUCUAGGACGUGAUUGGUUCUUCUCUGAGAUAUUGAUUACAUGAUUGUAUUGUGCAUCUCUGAGAAACUGUCAUGUUUGCGAUCGCCCGCAAUGAUUGUGCAUUAGUGAAACAUACAGGUCCGUAGGUGAAACGGGUACAAAAAAAACUGUUUAGUUACGAGAACCAAGCUAUCAUUAGUGCUUUAUAUAGGCCUAUUAUGCAUUUUGUAGAAACAAAUAGAAUAUUCUAUAAUUGUGGUACAACAAAGGUCAACUAUUCUGCAUUUUGGACGGAUGUCUUUGUCAACUUGUGUAAUGAAAUUGUAAAGCUUUUGAUCGACAUUGGAAAAUUGUGUAUUAUAAUAUCAUACAACGCAUUUAUGAACUAAACGAGCUACAUUUAAAUCUGUUGUAGCAAAAUGUCAGUCUACAAUCAUUAGUUUUUUAGUUAGUGAAUGAUUCAUUUCUAUUUUAUUGUUGAGUAUAGAAUUGUUGUACUCUUGAAACAUUCAAUCUCCUUCAAUCAAUCAAACGAGUGUGAAGGUGAACAUACAGGGAACUCAAUGCACAGAUUAAAUGGCCUAUUGAAUGAUGUGACAUUAUUCUAUUGUGAAUAAUGGACAUCAUGCCAAAGAUAUUAUGCUAUUUCAACACGGGAUGUAAGGUGGUUGUGCACAUUUUCUGUUUUUUGUUCGAAAGGGCAUUUUAUUACAGCAGCGAAAUUGAUGUUCAAUAAAUGUAAACCAGAAAUACUUU
This is a messenger RNA of Oncorhynchus masou masou (cherry salmon), 3877 nucleotides long. Its product is annotated as WW domain binding protein 1-like. NCBI's taxonomy places the organism in Eukaryota, Metazoa, Chordata, Actinopteri, Salmoniformes, Salmonidae. The transcript is spliced from 4 exons. Bases 104 to 1267 code for a protein of 387 amino acids. The record is from RefSeq and is a predicted model, not a curated record.